Ogataea haglerorum is the source of this 1236-nucleotide messenger RNA. RefSeq lists its product as uncharacterized. The transcript has a single exon. The record is from RefSeq and is a predicted model, not a curated record. Gene Ontology annotation, biological process: lipid metabolic process. Lineage: Eukaryota; Fungi; Ascomycota; Pichiomycetes; Pichiales; Pichiaceae. Bases 1 to 1236 code for a protein of 411 amino acids.
AUGAUUUUUCCGACAGUUGCAGUUCUGGUGUAUGUUAUAGGCUAUGCUACCGCCGUGGCAGGAUCACAGUCCCUGUCAAGCAGUAGGCGGACGCUGUACAGGGAGUACAAGAGCCAACUGGAUGCCUCACUGGAGAAACUGCCUUCAGGAAAUACACUUGACGACGAGGAGCUAUACGAUAACUAUAUAAAGCAGUCUGCUGGCUAUUGUCAAGUCUCGUACUGCCUGAAUGACGAAGGAGGGCUCGCUGAGCUCAAGGACAAUCAGUUUAUCUUUCCAGAUCAGUUGGUCCCUUACACCCCGAUUGAUUACAAGGAAAAAUUCGUGGAUAGCACGGGAAACACAAAUAUCAGAUACAAUCUUACAAAGCUUUUUGACAACGUGGAGGAAUCUGGCAGAAUUAUCACCCAUGGUGGGGGUGAAGGUUAUAUGCUGCUUGACCAUAAGUUGCGUACGAUCAAUAUCGUAUUCCGAGGCACUCGGCAAUUCUCACAAUGGUAUACUAACCUCCAUUUCAAGCCUGGCAGAUACCGGCCUGUUAUGAAUAGUUCUGCAUAUUGGGACCAGAUCAGUUAUAGCCGAAAGAAAGUGCUUCAGGAGAAUAUGGUACGAAAUAUGGAGCACCACAAUUACUUUGAUUGUUCGCUCUCUUACGCCCACGCAGGAUUCACCUUUGUUGCCCGCGGAAUGGCCCUGCAGGUUCAUAAUGAGCUUUUCAAGUGGUUGCAAGAAUUUCCUGAUUACAGAGUGCUGGUCACAGGACAUUCCAUGGGAGGAGCUCUAGCUCAGAUGACCUCUUUGGAUUUGCAUAUCCUUGGAAUAGACAACUUCAUGGUUAGCUUCAACGCUCCCUCAGUGUUCUCUCACACAUUGGCAGCUGCCUACAACAGUCUGGUGGACCAGUCUUCCAAUUCUGCAGCUCUACGAGUUUACCACUUCUACGACCUUGUUCCGCGCAUUCUCCCGUACUCAAUGUAUAGGCAUGUCGGUGUUCCGAUUGUCACGUUCAAACGCGAGUUGCCGCAUGCCUAUACAGACUUCCGUGUUAGUGCUAACAGCAGAUUGUAUGGUAGCAGCCAGGAAUUGGAGCUGGCAGAUGUCAACGAAACCUCAUCUUUUCUCGCCCAAGGUAUCAAAGAUUACUUGAAGGAGCUCUGGCGUCGCAGGCCAGAAGUACUUGACCCCUUUUAUCACCGACACCUGGUGGUGUUUUUCGCUGCCUGUAACGAAUGCUGA